AUGGGUCUCCCACCCCAACUAACCCUCCUCCGACCUCUCCUCCUCCUCUCCUACUCAGCCUCCUACGUCCCCAUAACAAUAUUCCGACUCCUGACCUCUUCGCCUUCAAAACUGCUCUCCUGGUCUUCCUUCCAACACGCCUGGUUCGGAAACUUUUGGUCCUGGUUCGGCGGUGUAUCCCGCGAAAACGCCAAUGCCACUGUUUCCCCUCUGGUCCGCGCAAACGUGUCUGGCAUCGUCCUCGACAUCGGCCCCGGAAGCGGAGAAUGGGUGUACCUCUAUGCAGCCACAGCAAACAAAGUCACCAAAGUCUAUGGCGUCAAGCCCAAUCCCGAACACCAUGCUGCACUGCGCAGACGAGUGCAAGCUGCGGGCUUAAAAGGCAUCUAUGAGAUUUUGCCAGUGGGAGCUCAAGAUUUGGGGAGCGUGGGGUUGGAGGUCGAGUCUGUGGAUACGAUAGUCACGUUGCAGACUUUGUGCAGUUGUCCUGGUCCUCAAGAUAUCAUCAAGAGUUUGUAUCCUUAUUUGAAGAAAGGGGGUACGUGGUUGGUCUAUGAACAUGUCAAGACAAAGUAUCAUGAUCAUCUUGUUGGUUAUUGGCAACCUGGCGAUUGGGAGGAAGUCUCGUUGAGAGCAGGAGAGGGCGAAGGUCCAUACGAUACCAUCCCUCACUCGCUCGGCACGCUCGUCAAAAGAAAGUGA
Molecule: messenger RNA, 702 nt
Organism: Aureobasidium uvarum
Lineage: Eukaryota; Fungi; Ascomycota; Dothideomycetes; Dothideales; Saccotheciaceae
Source: the annotation of a GenBank genome assembly